GAUAACUGUCUGUUGGGUUGGGGUCUUGGGGAGCAGACCACCACGGCAGGGGCAGACGGCCGGAUUCGUGAGCAACACCGAUGACCCGCCUUCCACUCCUCCGCCGCCGCUCCUCCUCUGCCUCGCGGAUAUCCGGCCUCCGCAUCCUCCGCCGCCGCUCCUCCUCAUCUACCACGGCAACGUCCGGCCUCCGCAUCCUCCCUCUACUCGACCACGCAAAUGUCCUGCCUCCGCCUCUGCCGUUUCUCCUCCUCCUCCACGACGCCAAUGUCCCGCCUUCAGCUCCUCCCCCGGCGCUCUUCCGCCACCACUUCGCCGCCCUUACGCUGCUGGGAUCCCCAGGUUGCUUUUGUCGCGGCCAUAGCGCGCGUCCGCGCCGGGACGUUCUGCACGGACGAUGCACACCACCUGUUCGACGAAUUGCUCCGGCAGGGCACCCCGGUCCACAAUCGCUCCCUCAACGACUUCCUCGCUGCCCUUGCCCGUGCGCCGGACUCAGUCUCCUGCAGCAACGGCCCCGCCCUGGUCCUCGCCCUCUUCAACCGUAUAUGCCGAGAAGAAGCCGGCCCACGGGUCGCGCCUCUCACAGUCCGCACCUACGGCAUCCUCAUGGACUGCUGCUGCCGCGCGCGUCGCCCGGACCUAGGGCCUGCCUUCGUCGCUCGCCUCCUCAGGGCAGGCCUGAAAACAGGGACGAUACAGGCCACCACGUUCCUCAAGUGCCUCUGCCACGCAAAACGGACAGAUGAGGCGGUCGACGUGCUGCUUCAUAGGAUGUCCGAGCUCAGCUGUGUGCCUGACGCCAUCUCGUACAACACAGUUAUUAAGAGCUUAUGUGGUGAUAGCAGGAGCCAGGAGGCGCUCGACAUGGUCCAGAGAAUGGCAAAAGAAGGAGGUCGCUGCUCCCCUGACGUGGUGUCAUUUAACACGGUCAUCCACGGCUUCUUUAAACAAGGUGAAGUAAGCAAGGCAUGCAAUCUGUUCAAUGAAAUGGUGCAGAAAGGGGUGGUGCCUGAUGUGGGGACAUACAACUCGAUCGUAGAUGCGCUGUGCAAGGCCAGAGCAAUGGACAAGGCUGAGUUUGUCCUUCGGCAGAUGGUUGAUAAAGGUGUUGAACCGGAUGGUGUGACAUAUAAUGCCAUCAUCCAUGGAUAUUCCUGUUCGGGCCACUGGAAAGAGUCAGCUAAAAUGUUCAGAAAAAUGACAAGCAAGGGACUCAUACCAGAUACUGUAACUUUCAGCUCGUUCAUGUCCUCCCUUUGUAAGCAUGGAAGAAGCAAAGAUGCUGAAGAAAUUUUUCAAUACAUGACCACCAAGGGCCACAUGCCAGAUAUCGUCUCAUACUCUAUUCUGCUUCACGGGUAUGCCACCGAAGGAAGAUUUGCUGAUAUGAAUAAUCUUUUCCAUUCAAUGGCAGACAAGGGUAUUGUAUCCAACUGUCAUUGUAUCAACAUAUUAAUUAGUGCACAUGCUAAACGUGGAAUGAUGGAUGAAGCUAUGCUCGUAUUUACUGAAAUGCAGGGACAAGGAGUGAGGCCAAAUGUAGUCACCUAUUCAACUUUAAUCUCUGCAUUUUGUAGAAUGGGUAGGCUGGCUGAUGCUAUGGAAAAAUUCAGUCAGAUGAUUUCUAUUGGAAUAGAACCAAACACAGCUGUUUAUCACUCCCUAAUUCAUGGUUUUUGUAUGCAUGGAGAUUUGGUGAAAGCGAAGGAAUUCAUUUCUGAAAUGAUGAGCAAAGGUCUUCAUCGUCCUAACAUCGUUUUCUUCAGUUCAAUAAUACACAGUCUAUGCAUUGAAGGAAGGGUUAUGGAUGCACAGGAUGUCUUCAACUUGGUUAUUCACAUAGGUGACAGGCCUACUAUUGUUACUUUCAAUUCACUGAUUGACGGAUAUUGCUUAGUGGGCAAGAUGGAAAAAGCAUUCGGAGUACUAGAUGCCAUGGUAUCAGUUGGCAUUGAGCCUGAUGUUGUUACAAAUAAUACACUUGUUAGUGGCUAUUGUAAAAGUGGAAAGAUCGAUGAUGGGUUGAUUCUAUUCAGAGAAAUGUUGCAUAAGAAAGUCAAACCUACAACCGUGACAUAUAACAUCGUACUGGAUGGGUUAUUACGUGCUGGGAGAACUUCUGCUGCGAAGAAAAUGUUCCAUGAGAUGAUCGAUAGUGGAACAGCCGUGGACAUUGACACAUACAAGAUACUUCUUAAAGGACUCUGUAGAAAUGAUUUGACCGAUGAAGCAAUCACCCUGUUUCACAAACUGGGUGCAAUGGAUUGCAAAUUCGAUAUUACAAUACUAAAUACAAUGAUUAACGCAUUGUACAAGGUUAGAAGAAGAGAAGAAGCUAACGACUUGUUUGCUGCAAUAUCAACCAGUGGGUUGGUACCAAAUGUGUCUACUUACGGAGUAAUGAUACGUAAUCUUCUAAAAGAAGGAUCAGUGGAAGAAGCGGACACCAUGUUUUCAUCAAUGGAGAAGAGUGGUUGCGCUCCCAGCUCUCGUCUUCUAAAUGAUAUCAUCAGAAUGUUAUUGCAAAAAGGUGAUAUAGUCAAAGCCGGAUAUUACAUGUCUAAAGUCGAUGGCACUAUCAUCUCACUUGAAGCGUCUACUACUUCGUUGUUGAUGUCUCUCUUUUCAAGUAAAGGAAAACAUCGGGAACAAAUAAAAUUUCUCCCUGCAAAAUAUCAAUUUUUUUAUGGGGCCAGUUGAUGCACUAGAGUCAGCGGUUAAGCCUAGGUGUGGUUUGGAGCUCCCUCUCAUGGAUAUGGGUUUGAUACCAUCAGGAGCUGUACUGAGUAUCACUAAAUUGGGAGGUACAGAGAUUAGCAGGUGGUAAAAGAAACAAGGCAUAUAAGCUGCUGAUGGAGAAGAAUUCAUUUUUUUUAAACACUGCAGGCAUGUUUUGAUGAUCUGGCAAAGCUCUUUAUUUAUAUGUCCAAACUCAUUCCGAGGUACUCCUGUUAUUAUAGUCUUUAUUGAAUAUUCUGUUGGAUGCCCUUUCAUAAUA
Molecule: messenger RNA, 3001 nt
Organism: Brachypodium distachyon (stiff brome)
Lineage: Eukaryota; Viridiplantae; Streptophyta; Magnoliopsida; Poales; Poaceae
Product: protein Rf1, mitochondrial
Exons: 1
Coding region: 220-2703 (827 amino acids)
Molecular function (GO): protein binding
Source: RefSeq, a predicted model, not a curated record